Molecule: messenger RNA, 2085 nt
Organism: Lodderomyces orthopsilosis Co 90-125
Lineage: Eukaryota; Fungi; Ascomycota; Pichiomycetes; Serinales; Debaryomycetaceae
Gene: VPS33
Product: tethering complex ATP-binding subunit
Exons: 1
Coding region: 1-2085 (694 amino acids)
Biological process (GO): vesicle-mediated transport; intracellular protein transport
Cellular component (GO): CORVET complex; fungal-type vacuole
Source: RefSeq, a predicted model, not a curated record
AUGACCAACAAGACAACUCCAAUCGACUUGAACCAUUUCAAUGAAGUGACGCUAAACAACCUCCUAACUCAAUUAAGCAAGAUCUACUCAACUUCAAAUCUACUCGUAUUAGACCCAGUUCUUUCGCCUUUAAUAAAUAGCCUUUCAACUUUUCUGAUCAUUAAAGAACAUGCCCAUUGUCAAAACGUCACUUGGUUAAAUGAUGAAUUGGCUGAAUUACCGUCUUCUGUGUUAUCUGAAUACUCAAGUUUGAUCAUGUUACUACCUGAAUCAGAGAUUAAUUUGCAAAAAUUGGAAAUGAGUAUACGACAUAUACAACAAGAAAAUCCUGGUUUAAAAUUCAAUAUAAUAGUCAAGGAUUUAUCCAAGGCAUUCUUGUAUCAAAUUAACAAGAUAUUUAAUGGCAUAUUUGAUUUUGAGAAAAUAUUGGCAUUGUCUGAACCAUUAAAAGCUGUUAGUAUCACGUCAAAAAUUAAAGUAUUCAAUUGGGUUACUGAACCAUUAUAUACCGACGGCAUAUUAAUCACUGAAAUUGGCCAAUAUUCAGGCUUGGAUGAUUACUUUUCCCGACCAAUUAAACUGAUUAAUCAAUUGACUAAAGCUUUGAUUGAAGUGUUGUUUAUGGGUAUUAAAAAAGAAGAUGAACACAAACACCUUUUCAAACUUCGAAAUAUUUAUGGCAAGGGAAACCAUUCAGAUUUGUUAAUCAAGACUCUAUUACAAGCUCAAAUACCUAAUUUUUUAAAUGAACAUAUGACGGCAUCUGAAAUUGAGUUUUAUGAGGAUAAAUUACAAAGUAAUACUGAUUUAGUUGUUGUUGAACGUAACUUGGAUAUGAUGCCAGUAUUAUUUAGCCAGUUGACGUAUCAUGGUAUUAUUGAUGACUUGUUUGACAUUGAAUUUGGUUCCGUAGUCAAUUUGAAACAAGAUGUUAAUAAAAACUUAUCCAAAGAUGAAUUGUAUAAUCAAGAUUUAAAACACCUUAAUUUCUCGGCUAUUGGAUCUAGGUUGAACAAAAUGGCCAAGCUAAUCCAACAGAAAUUUAAAGAUUCAGGUAGUAAUUCUGGAGGAGGAGGAGGAGGAGGAGGGGGUGAUUCAAAUAUUGAUGAUAUGAAAAAUUUAGUUUCAAAUUUAGGAAGUUUAACAUUACAACAAGAUUUAAUUAAAAAACAUACAGUUAUUGGAGAAGCAGUACUUUCUAAAAUCAAUAAUGAGUAUGAAAAAUUUCUAACAUUACAAAAUGAUAUUUUUGAAAUGGAUUACAAAUUGCAAAUGUCCAAUUUAAAAUCAUUUAUUAAUGCCAAUUAUCAAAUUGAAUUUAUAUGGCCCACUAUUCUUUUAAUUGGAUAUAUUAACGAUGGCAUUUCAAGUAAAGAUUUAGAGAAAAUUUCAACCGAUCUACAAGAUAAUUAUGGAUUAGUUGCAACUAUAGCUUUGGAAAAAUUGGUUGAUUUGAAAUUGAUUAGAGUUUUAGAUGAAUCUUCAACGGAUUUUUUCACCUCACUAGGAUUGACAAGCCAAAAGAAGCACCAAAAUGUCAACCCUGUUCAUGAAGAUGAUAGCGAUGUAGCUAUAACUGGAGGUAAAGAUGUACUCAAGAGCAACUAUACCCUAGUUAACAAAUUUUGGAAUUUACAUCCUUAUGAAGACGAUGUGAUUGAACCAAAUGCCAUAACAACCCCAAAUCAAGAUCUGACAAAUCUUUUACAACAAUAUCCUAAUCCAUCUUUUACAUUACCAGGUAAUACAGUUCCCCUAACACUUCGCAUCAUUGAAUCCUUAUAUUUCCGCGAUUUCCUCAAAUAUAAACCAGUUAAUAAUAUUAAAUCACGACCAAAUUGGGAUAACCUUGGUUUGAAUACAAUGAUUGCGGGAAAAGUUGUUGACAUGAAUUUAGAUGAAGUUAAUGAUGAUAAACUGAAAUAUUUGGUGAUUGUAUUUAUCGGGGGAAUUACCAGAAGCGAAGUGACAUGUUUAAAGUAUUUGCAAGAAAAGUUCAAAGCUAGACAAACACCAAAAGAAAUAAUUGUAAUUUCAAAUGGAAUAGUCAAUAACAAAAAUCUUUGGCAGUAUAUCACUGAAUAA